UUCUGUUUGUUUGUUUCAAGUCCAAUAUGGCGCCACAUUCGCUGCCGUCACUGAGCUUCACCGGAAGUGAAAGUGCUCUAUAUUUCAAACGGGAGGACUGCUCGCACGCGCCAUUGGACCGGAUAUCGACUGCAAGUCUCCCGCGUGGUUGCAGUUCUUGAAGUUCGGCUGCUUCUGUGAAAUUAACAAAACAAGAUAGGAGGAUGCAGUCCACAGAGUGCGAUUCAUCCACGGAGGACCUGGCAGCCACUCCCAGCAACGUGGCCACACGUUCCACCAAGAGGAAAAGCAGAGUCGAGGAAACCGAGGCCAUGGGCACUUCAUCACACCCGCAAGUGGAAAACCAGGCUGUGGAGCCAGAGGAAAUGAAGGAGGCGACAAACGGAGCAGAGAAAGAGGAAGAAACCCUGGAGAAGGAGGUGAGCGACACAGAAGAGGAGAUUCGUCAAGGACAAGAGGUCGCUACGGAGGCGGUCCCGCUCACACAGAGCAGCCGUGCAGAGCGCUGGAAGCAGGAGUUUCUGGAAUGGUUGAUCCGGGAAUUUGAGCCUGAUGAUGAGACCCCAGAUCUAGAAGUGACUGGUGAGGCAGGAGAGCAGGAGGAAGCCGGGGACCACAGUGUUGUAGCUGGCCAGGAGAGCGUGCCCGUGGCUGGGAGAGCCGAGUUAGAAGUACCCCAAAGCCCCUUGUCUUGGCUUUGCAAGUAUGUGAAGUACAGGGACUCCUUCAUUGUAGAUUCCCAGAUGCAGGAGGGAGCGUCCGACCCCUCAGAUCCCUCUGAAACCCAGGAAGAGAGACAUGCCCUGGAGACUGAACCAGGGGCUGAAGAGAGAGAGGCAGGGACCCAGCGUGCUUUAGCUGGCCAGGAGAGUGUGCCCGUGGCUGGGGGGGGCCAUUACAGCUUGUCUUGUCUUUGUAAGUUCAUAAUCUACGGAGACUCCUUGGUUGUAGAUUUCUCUGACCCCUCUGAGGCUGAGCUGGUAGACGCCAUCGCUGCUGUGCAGUUCCUGAUGGACAAGUUUGAAGUGGACCUGGUGUGCGUGGUGAAGAGCUUGCUGAAGAACAGCGGUGAUUUCCAGGCUGCGCAGCACUACCUGCGCACCGGCCGCAGAGCGGACGGGAGACCCCUCUGGACACGGCACGACGACCUGGCUCUGCAGUCAGGAGACCCCGCCACAAAACAGGCUCUAAUACUCAAGUACGGGGAGGAGGACGUGGCCAGGAGGGGGGCAUUUUUCAGUGCCUGACCUGCAGAGGGAUUAAAGGCUGUUUUUUGCUCUUGUUGUUUUUGUAUGUUGAUUUAAUAAAAAUCAAAAAGACUGUGAAAUGGUUCACAUUUUUCAGUGCAGUUUGGAAACUGGAUUGUUUUGGUUCAGAUUUAAAAAAUGUUUUUGUGACGAUGACAAUAUUACUGUCUCCUGUUUGUAAAAAUGAAGACACCAGGAUAUCAAAGAGAAUGUGUUUGUCAGCUGAAAUCCUGACGUUGGUUAAUAAAUGUAUUAUCUUUGUUACCAAGUUUUUCCCCACUGUAAAAAAAAAAACUAAUAGUUAUCUGACAAGAUGGACAAUCUGCAUUUUUCUUCUGAAUUGUUCCUAAUAAAAAAUGUGAUU
Molecule: messenger RNA, 1611 nt
Organism: Acipenser ruthenus (sterlet)
Lineage: Eukaryota; Metazoa; Chordata; Actinopteri; Acipenseriformes; Acipenseridae
Product: telomeric repeat-binding factor 2-interacting protein 1-like
Exons: 4
Coding region: 204-1247 (347 amino acids)
Biological process (GO): regulation of DNA-templated transcription; telomere maintenance via telomere lengthening
Cellular component (GO): shelterin complex
Molecular function (GO): telomeric repeat DNA binding
Source: RefSeq, a predicted model, not a curated record